CAAGAUUUUAAAGCCAUUUCCUUUGUUAAUUAAUUACGAAGCGUUGUAAGCUUGCAACAUACGUCUGCAUAUGAGUCCGCUGUUUGUAAAUUUUUGCAAACAUUUUAUUUGCUGCAAUUCGCACUGACGUUGAUUGGUUUAUAUACGAAGAAUAUUUUGCAUAUUUCCUUGGAGUAAUUUCGUGACAUGUACAAGGAUAACAAUUUCCUUACGAUUACAAAGGAUUUGGUUUGUUGAUACGAAGGUGGCUGUUUUUCCAUUUAAACUUUUUCAUCCUAACACGAAUUUCUUUCGUAACUUGAGGAUCCCUAUCAUAAUAAGUGUACUGUUAACACGUAACUGUACAUGGAUAACGAGAGACCACACUGCUUUGUCCGGAAUGAUUUGGGUCGCCGUUUCUUUGCGGAAGCGUUAGGUACUUAUAUUUUUGUGAUAUGCGUCGUUGGAUGCUUGGCACAAAUUAUCUUAGGGUCACGAGAAACGUUUCUUGCCGGGGAAGCUCCAAAUUUUUUCGUUGUAACUGUCGGUGAAGGAAUCGGGUUAGCUUUGGGAAUGUAUGUUGCGAGCGGAACAUCAGGUGGCCACAUCAAUCCGGCUGUUAGCUUCGUCUUUGCCAUCCUGGGAAAUCUGACAUGGAAGCAGCUACUCGUACACUGGAUAGCACAGUAUCUAGGAGCGUUUGCAGCCUGCUGCAGCGUAUAUGCGGUUUAUGCGGACGCCCAUUACCAUUUUAUCCAAGGAGCUACCGACUACGAAGUGAAAGCGGCUGGAAGCAUCUACGCAACCGCAUCUCAACCCUCAGCUACUUGGCUCGCAUGUCUCGUUAAUGUUAUGUCAAAUAGCGCCUUGUUCAUGCUGGUUUUUCUAGCUGUCAAUGACAAACGAGGUAUGUUUGGCCACAAGAGUCAUAUUCCAGGACUGGCCGGAUUACUCUUGACACUUAUUGGGCUGAGUUUUGGACUUUUGGGUGGUUCGGCUAUAAAUCCAGCACGCGAUAUUUCCGGUCGGAUAUUUAGUGUACUGCUUGGAUGGGAUUUUUUAAUCGAUAACCACUCUAACAAGGCAUGGUUCUGGAUGCCGGCCCUAAUUCCUCACCUUGGAAUGUUAAUCGGUGCUGCUUUGUACUAUUUAUUUGUGGGUAACCACUGGCCUCCUAACGAAUCAGCUGAACCGGAAUCUAAUCCUGAAGUGCCGGAUCGUCGAUCCAAAACGGACUUUAAUGAUGAACUCGAAGGCAUCAUUUUAGUGCGAAACAACACAAUUCAACAGAAAAGGACAGUAUUCACAAGGAACGUCAAGAUAAAGAAACGAUAAGAGUGUUAACAGAUCUGGAGGGGCACAAAAACUUAAAUGGUAACGCGCACGAUACUACCACAAUCAGUAACCAUUGAUCGUCAGCAGAAUUUAAUCUUUUGUUCAUUUAGUUAUAAUAAUACGAUAAUUCACUCUAUCUUGUAAGUGCAUCUUGUGUUCGCUCAUCAUAUUUGUUUUUGGUUAUCCAUAUAAUUAUCAUUUCUGUUCAACCUUUAACGGUUUAGCGCAGCUGUCAUGUAAAAUAAGAACUAACCAUAGUGAUUCGCGACUUCCGCAUCAGCCCAAAAGGAUUUUGAUAUCUAGUUUUGACCAUUACGGAUGGACAGUGGACAAGUGCCAU
Paramacrobiotus metropolitanus is the source of this 1654-nucleotide messenger RNA. Its product is annotated as aquaporin-7-like. Gene Ontology annotation, cellular component: plasma membrane; basolateral plasma membrane. Gene Ontology annotation, molecular function: glycerol channel activity; water channel activity. NCBI's taxonomy places the organism in Eukaryota, Metazoa, Tardigrada, Eutardigrada, Parachela, Macrobiotidae. The coding region runs from base 346 to 1314 and encodes 322 amino acids. The transcript is spliced from 6 exons. The record is from RefSeq and is a predicted model, not a curated record. Gene Ontology annotation, biological process: water transport; glycerol transmembrane transport.